Molecule: messenger RNA, 1569 nt
Organism: Myxocyprinus asiaticus (Chinese sucker)
Lineage: Eukaryota; Metazoa; Chordata; Actinopteri; Cypriniformes; Catostomidae
Product: tripartite motif-containing protein 16-like protein
Exons: 5
Coding region: 72-764 (230 amino acids)
Molecular function (GO): protein binding
Source: RefSeq, a predicted model, not a curated record
CCAUAUCCAGACACAUUCAACACAGACAUAAUCAAGCUCUUACAAAUAUAACCCUCAAACAAAACAGCAAAAUGCCUUCAAGCUCAAGAAUUAUGACUCCUCAAACCAAGAAGCCAGGCAGGAAAAUUAAAGCCAGAAAUACUCCUGCUGAGAAGCUGCCAGUUUACGAGCCCAACAUCCCAGAGCCCACAUCCAGAGAGGAACUGCUCAAAUACUGGGUCGAUCUUUCAUUGGAUGAUCGAACUGCCAAUAAAUUGCUGUGGCUGACGGAGGGUGGAGCCAAGGUGUCCCGCAUGACGAAUGAGGUGUGCCCUUACCUGGACAGGCCAGAAAGAUUUGAACACUGCCCACAGGUACUGUGUAAGGAGUCUAUCUGGGCAUCACGGUGUUACUGGGAGGUACUAUUCUCCGGCUGGGUGGUUAUAGGUGUUACAUAUGAGGGUGCAGGGAGGAGGGCAGGCGACUGUGGCCUUGGGGAGAACGAAGAGUCCUGGGCUCUGGGUUGGGCCGGGUCCUGCUAUGACGCCUGGCAUAAAGGAAUAAACAUCAGAGUGACAGACGUGCCUCACUGCAGCACUAUAGGGGUGUAUGUGGAUCAGCCCGUUGGCCUGGUCUGCUUCUAUGCUGUGGAGACAGAGGAAGAUUCCAAGAAAAAGUAUCUGAAACUUCUUCACAGGUUUAAGAAUCCCAUAAAGGAGAAAAUGCUGCCAGGUUUCUGGAUGGGAAGACAGUCCUCCUGUUUAAUACUUAAGAAAGAGGAAUGAGAUGAAAGAAAUGGACACGGCAAGGAAAUACAGAUUUUAAUUCAUAUAUAUAUAUAUAUAUCAAAUGUUGUAGUAAUCCUUACUAGUUCAAAACCUUUUUUUGAUAAAUGUCAGGUUGAGGCAAGUUGCCACAAUGUUUCACAUGUAUACAGUUUAUCAAUUAUGGAUUUGUUGGCCAAAUCAAUAGAUUAAUUAUGAAACAGAAAAAAUAUAAAAGGUAACAUACCAAAAUAUCAGUUUUAUGUUUCAUAAUUAUUUACUUCAUUAAAAAGUGUGACAACUAUUCCCUAUCUCGCCUAUGGCAAGUACUGUAUAUAUAUAUAUAUAUAUAUAUAUUUACACUCACACACACACAAUUUACAGUUCAAUCUGUUCUGUUGUUGCUGACAAGUUCGAUUGUUUUGUUUUUUUGUAUUAUUAUUAUUAUCAUGUAAACUUUUAAUACUCUUCAUGAUAUAGUCUGGUCAUAUUUUUUUAUUUAAUUCUGGGUUGUUUGGUAUUCGCCUAAUAAGAAAAUGCAUCAUUGUGCAUAACGAUGCAGUUGUGAUUUUUAAAGCUGCAGUGUGUAAUUCCUCAUUAAAUAAAAUUGCAAAAAUAAACUACUUUCAGAAUAUUCCCUUUCUUCGUUAUUGGGUGAACAAACAGACCCCAAAUCCUAUUGGUUGAAUGAAUCAAUGUUGCUGUGUUGAGCUGGUUGAGAUGCACAAACAAAAAGAGUGACUUUCUGAAGGACGUAUUUACACUUUUGGGGAAAUCAACCUACUAAUAGUUUAUGCACCAGUAGUUGUCUCUUCAUAUUAAGCCA